CAUACGAAAUCGACAACAUUCUUCUCUCUUUAUUCAUCGUCGUCGUGGAAUUCAAUUGUCCACUUCUCUUUCUCUUUCUCUUUCUCUACUACCCAUGGCGGCGAUGACAAUUCGGCCGGUGAUCUGCGAGAUGAAACCGGCAAUUACACCAUUGGGACCAACUGAAAAAGCUAUGAGGCCGAUUGAUUUAUCGCUACCGGCUAUAGACAAACAGAAGAUUCUCUUACAGCCUAGGGUAUGCACUCUCAGAUCUUACGGCUCGGCGGACCGCACUGCUGUAAUCAGAACAAGAAAGGACCGCGAAGAAAGCGUCCUUGAAGUAGAGAAAUCGUCCCCGUUCUUCACAACGCUAUCGGACUAUAUUGAGAGCUCCAAGAGGAGUCAGGACUUCGAAACUAUCUCCGGCCGUCUUGCCAUGGUUGUUUUUGCAGCAACAGUGGCGGAAGAGUUCGUAACGGGGAAUUCACUGUUCAGGAAGAUGGAUUUGCAGGGGAUAGAGGAAGCUGGUGGUGUUUGUGUGGCGGCCGUUGCUUGUGCGGCAACUUUUGCUUGGUUUUCAAGUGCCCGAAACAGGGUAGGUCAAGUUUUCCUCAUCGGCUGCAACAACUUCUUUGAUUCCCUCAUUGAUCAAAUCAUCGAUGGCUUGUUUUAUGAUGAUCGGUCCGAUGAUGAUAUGUGAAGGGUGAGCAUACAUUAAUUAAUUAGUCCAAUACCAUACAAAUACAUAAUUCAUAUUAUGAUGGAGGAGGAGGAGAAUUAAAGCAUUUAUUUAGUACCAAGAUGAAAUGGGUACAAAUUUGUUCUCCUUUGGUUGAUUCUUCUUCCUUAACAAUGGAAGUUCUAUCACCUUAUUAUUAAUGUUUAUUCUUAUAGCUUUCAAUCCCUUUGGUAUAUGAAUUUAGGGUUUUCUUU
Molecule: messenger RNA, 912 nt
Organism: Impatiens glandulifera
Lineage: Eukaryota; Viridiplantae; Streptophyta; Magnoliopsida; Ericales; Balsaminaceae
Product: stress enhanced protein 2, chloroplastic
Exons: 2
Coding region: 95-679 (194 amino acids)
Biological process (GO): cellular response to high light intensity
Source: RefSeq, a predicted model, not a curated record